AUGCCGCAUAGAUCCUCGAAGCGUCCACGCACCGGCGCGCACGGGGGUACUCUCGACUACGACGCGAAGCCGGGCGUUUCGUUGCAUGGUGCUUCCAGUGGCGCCGCGAGCGGGCAGAAACGGCGGCAAUCGUUCAGCUGCCACGGAACCCCAUGCACGUGUCGCUCUCUCGUGUGCACGGUGGACGAGAAGCCCCGUGAAUGCGGGAAAUGGCCGUGGUGGGAGCUGCACAGACGGACGGCAGCGCUGGCUGCUUUCUCUUUCGGAGCCCAGCGCGGCGCCGCGCUCGACACCGACGGCCGCCCGCGGCCUCCCGUGGUCCUCGUCGAGUCCAUGGCCGUCGCGUCCUUCGACUCCAAGGAAGCUCGCGACGCCCUGUCGUCCGUGGCCGCAUGGGCCUCCUUCAACGCACGCUGCUCCAAGUCCAUAUGUCUGACAGGGCACUACGAGAAGCGAACCGUCCUGGACUGCAUGUACUCCUUCGUCCGCCACCGCGCGUACUGCGGCCCCGCCAUCCCCCCCGAGGACGCCCCGCCCGAGGAGCUGCAGCGCUUCGACGCAAAGCUACCGCAACGCGACUGGAGGACGCUCCAGCGCCUGUGCGAGCCCAUCGUCCGCGCCAUGCGCCCUGCCGUGCGCAAGUACGCGGAGGUGACGGGGGUGCGCCGCGAGCACACCUCGCUGCGGCACGCGUGGCUCCUCGUCCACGACGAGGGCGGACACACGCCCUGGGAGGGCGACGACGCCGCGAUCGUUGCGGACGUCUGCCUCGCCGGGCCUCCCGCGCUCGCUGCGCGCAGCACGCAGGCGCCGCCCGGUUCGCACGACGUGGUCUUCGCGUUCGCGCCGGGGCGCGACGGGUCGGCCACGUGCCUCGCGGAGAGCGACGCGGACGAGCAGCCCCCGCUGCGCACGGCGCCGGGGGACGACGCGCAAGUGCGGUGGGUCCAGACGAUGACUCGGGCGUGGCAGGGCGACGUGGGGGCCCUGGCGCGGCACGACGAAGACGGGGACGCCGUGCAGCCUGCGGGCGACGCGAGCACGUGGCAGGUGUCGGUUCCGGUAGGGAUGGGCGUGUUGUACAGGCCGGGGGGAGUACGGGACCUGCGUGCGGACGCGCCGGCGGGGCCGGGCGGGCGCGUGGUGCUGCGGCUGUUCUACGGCGACGCCGGACCGGUGGACGAGCGCGUGACGUACACGGUGGAGGAGGCGGAGGACGCGAAGGUGGAAGUACGCGGGGGGGUUGUGUCGGGGGCAGAAAACGUGGCGGAUGACUUCUUGGAGUUUAUACCGUGA
Pedinophyceae sp. YPF-701 is the source of this 1296-nucleotide messenger RNA. Lineage: Eukaryota; Viridiplantae; Chlorophyta; Pedinophyceae. The record is from the annotation of a GenBank genome assembly.